This is a messenger RNA of Canis lupus familiaris (dog), 1661 nucleotides long. It is a transcript of the gene RHOV, whose product is annotated as ras homolog family member V. The transcript has 3 exons. Gene Ontology annotation, molecular function: GTPase activity; GTP binding. The record is from RefSeq and is a predicted model, not a curated record. Lineage: Eukaryota; Metazoa; Chordata; Mammalia; Carnivora; Canidae. Bases 69 to 779 code for a protein of 236 amino acids. Gene Ontology annotation, biological process: small GTPase-mediated signal transduction.
AGGCGGCUGCGGCACCUGCUUCCCCGCGCGCCGCGGAGCCUGGUCCCGGGCUGCCCCCGGAGCGGGCCAUGCCCCCGCGGGAGCUGAGCGAGGCCGAGUCGUCCCCGCUCCGGGCCCCGACCCCUCCCCCGCGGCGGGGCAGCGCGCCCCCGGAGCUGGGCAUCAAGUGCGUGCUGGUGGGCGACGGCGCCGUGGGCAAGAGCAGCCUCAUCGUCAGCUACACCUGCAAUGGGUACCCCGCACGCUACCGGCCCACAGCGCUGGACACCUUCUCCGUGCAAGUCCUGGUGGAUGGAGCGCCGGUGCGCAUUGAGCUCUGGGACACAGCGGGACAGGAGGAUUUCGACCGCCUUCGCUCCCUCUGCUACCCGGAUACCGAUGUCUUCCUGGCCUGCUUUAGCGUGGUGCAGCCCAGCUCUUUCCAGAACAUCACAGAGAAAUGGCUGCCCGAGAUCCGCACUCACAACCCCCAGGCACCCGUGCUACUGGUGGGUACCCAGGCUGACCUGAGGGACGAUGUCAAUGUACUGAUUCAGCUGGACCAGGGGGGCCGGGAGGGCCCGGUGCCUCAACCCCAGGCGCAGGGUCUAGCCGAGAAAAUCCGGGCCUCCUGCUACCUCGAGUGCUCUGCCUUGACUCAGAAGAACCUGAAAGAGGUGUUUGACUCGGCUAUUCUUAGUGCCAUUGAGCACAAAGCCCGGCUGGAGAAGAAACUGAACGCCAAAGGUGUGCGAACUCUCUCCCGCUGCCGUUGGAAGAAGUUCUUUUGCUUUGUUUGAACAGCCGUGGCAGCUAGGGAGUGGUAGGCCUAAGACCACAGACUUCUGGAAACUGGGGUACCUCCCGGGAUCUUUGAGGGGGAUACUGGCAGGACCAGACCACUCCAGGGGACCCAGUUCCAUCUGAACGCUGUGAGGACACAGGCCUCUAACUGCCCACUCUAAUAGGUGAGGGUGGGGCCAGGCUCUGAUUUGGAUUUCCGUGGUCAAGGCUCACAGAGAAAUCCCAGCACUUUGAUUCUCAUGGGGGUGGUCCUAACAGUGUCGGCCACCUCCAAACAGUUUGGGAUCCAAUUCCCAAUUUCUUAUCAUGAGCCCUCAGGUCGGCCCUGGCUGAAUUAGGACCCCUAAUUCAAGGGGUCCCCACCUUGGUGCAGGGUGGGGAGGAAGGGCCUGGCAAAAAGCCAGGCAUUUUGGAGGGCAGGAGGGGGUCCAGUCCUGAUUUGGAGAAAAGUGUGGGAUGGACAGGGUGAGACAGAGGUCAAGGAGAAACAGAGGGAGCAGAAAGUAAGGCCUUGGAGGCAGGCUGGUGAGGAGGCAGGACAGAGGGCUAGGUUUGGAAGGAAGAGCAAGGAGAGCAGAAAAGUGGGGCAGCUGAGGAGCAAGGCCGACACCUGGGCUGCCCUCUGCCCCCAGGGCCUGGGAGGGCGGGGCCGGUCCCUGGGAAGAACUGGGACUCAGGGCUCCCUAGGCACUGCCCAAACUGGCUGGGCCAGGAGCUGGGCAGGAAGUGAGAGGCAAGGCCCAGCAAGAGGAAGGGGGGGGAAGAGCAGCGACCUAGGGCCUGGAUGAAGAAGGGGCUGGGGUCACCUCUUUCUCCAAGGCCACGGCCUAAAAGAUAGAGCAGUACAGAGUCUACAAAUAAAGCCUUAAGUUACUGAA